Messenger RNA from Pristis pectinata (smalltooth sawfish), 3845 nucleotides. RefSeq names its product SH3-domain binding protein 5b (BTK-associated) (gene sh3bp5b). Gene Ontology annotation, biological process: intracellular signal transduction; negative regulation of protein tyrosine kinase activity. The coding region runs from base 485 to 1729 and encodes 414 amino acids. Gene Ontology annotation, molecular function: protein kinase inhibitor activity. The record is from RefSeq and is a predicted model, not a curated record. Lineage: Eukaryota; Metazoa; Chordata; Chondrichthyes; Rhinopristiformes; Pristidae. Gene Ontology annotation, cellular component: cytoplasm. The transcript is spliced from 9 exons.
GAGGCGGAGUCAGUCGCUUGGUGCUGGUAAUCGUGGUGAGUAGCAGCGGCAGCGGUCUGAGUGUCUGCGGAACGGCAGCGCAGCCUCCCCAUUGUGUUAGAGCGGAGCCUGUUUCACUGGCGCAGUCUACAAGCUGAGCGAAGGAUAUAUUUAGAAGUCGGCUGUAUGCCUCCUCCCAAGGAUUUGGAGAGGCGGAGGUUGAAAUAAGGUGGCGUGUUUCAUCUGGCCAUUUUACAGUUAUCGGCUCAUUUACCAGGUUUCAAUGCCUGGGAUUUGCUCUCUCGGCAAGUGGAGCCUGUUUUAGUUUCAGAAUGUAUGCCAGAGGUUGCUGGAGGUGAUCCCGCCGUUAGCCCGGUCCCCCGGCCCAUCCCAUUGAGUUUGCCCCAUUUUCCCUAUCCCUGUUUCUUCCAGCUGAGGUUUCAGUCCCAUCUUGGAAUAUUGGAAAAAAACACUUCUGUAAGAAUAUAAAAAUACAAGCAACAAAAUGGACGGAUUGUCGAAAAGGAAUGAGAAGUUGGAAGUGCCAGAGGAGGAAGAAGUCGAUCCGAGAAUUCAGGGAGAACUCGAGAAGCUGAACCAGUCGACAGAGGCUAUUAAUCGUCAGGAAACUGAACUAGAGGAGGCUCGGCAGAAGUUUCGAACUGUUUUAGUCGAAGCCACUGUUAAGCUUGAUGAAGUGGGAAAGAAGGUAGGAAAAGCAGUGGAUGAUUCCAAGCCUUACUGGGAGGCCCGUCGAGUCACACGGCAGGCCCAGCUGGAGGCACAGAAAGCUACCCAGGAUUUUCAAAGAGCCACUGAAGUAUUGCGGGCAGCCAAGGAGACGAUUGCUUUGGCUGAGCAAAGGCUGCUGGAAGAUGAGGAGCGCCAGUUUGAUUCAGCGUGGCAGGAGAUGCUUAAUCAUGCAACGCAGAGGGUUAUGGAAGCAGAACAGACCAAGACGAGGAGUGAGCUGUUACACAAGGACACAGCCCUGAAGUACAAUGCAGCAAUGAGCAGGAUGAAGCAACUGGAGAAGAAACUGAAGCGAGCCAUCAAUAAAUCCAAGCCUUAUUUUGAACUGAAAGCCAAGUACUACCUGCAGAUGGAGCAACUGAAGAAGAAUGUGGAUGAACUGCAGACCAAGCUGUCAUCAGCCAAAGGGGAGUAUAAGGCAGCCUUGAAGAACCUGGAGAUGAUCUCCGAUGAGAUUCAUGAAAGGAGGCGCUCCAAUGUGAUUGGACCCAGAGGGCGAGGGGUUGGUGCUGAGGGAAAUGGAAACUCUCUGGAAGACUUGUCCAGCCUGAAGACUGACCCCGAUGAGUUAUCCGUGACAUCUGAGAUCUUUGAUGAUGACAAUUGCAGUGACCCUGUCUCUGAAGAUUCGGAGAGCCAGUCCGAGUCCAGUUUAAGCUCCUGCCCGACCAGCCCAUUGGACCAGACGAACCCAUUCCCUCCUGUGACUCGUCCCCCCAGCCUGGAACUGCUGAGUCCAGUGUCCGAUUGUGUGACAGGCUCCCCCGUUCUGGGGCCUCGCAGUGAGUGCAGCGGAGCUUCCUCUCCUGAAUGUGAAGCUGAAAGAGGGUACAGGGCUGGUGUUGAAAAUAAGGAUAAACUGAUUAACCAACCAACCAUUGAUGAGACGGCUCUGAAGAUCAGAGUAACUCAGAUUUCAGUCAAGUGCACGCAGCCAAAGGAGAAGCAAAUUUCGGGAAUAGAAAUCUGCAGUUUGGCUGGCUCCCCAACCUGUUAAAUAUGGUGUGAACCAACAUCUUAAACAUGCCAGAAAACAUCUGCCACCAACUUACUCGCUCACAGAUGUGGUCUAGGCCUUUUAAUUGCUGUCUAACUACUUAUUGAAAGGUUUCUCUGAAGCGUGGUUGGUAUCUGUAAUGGGGAUGAAAAGGAACCAUGGGAAAAGUUUUGGAUUGAGAAGUUUUGGACUGAAAAGUUUUGGACAUAAGCAAAAUAUGUAGAUAGCAGUUUGAUUUCAGACAGGAGGCAAAGUAGCAGCAACCAAUGUGCUGGUGAACUGGAUUUGAAGCAAGAUUGAUUUUUACUGCUCCAGUUGAUGACCUACAUAUAUAUGGCAGAGAAGAAACACAAAUCAACAGAGAAUGUGCUUUGCUCCACUUGUAUUGUGUGCAAUAUUCAUGUGUGCCACUUCAUUGUGUCCCUCUUCACACUGAGACCUGCUACGUUCUUGUGUUGGAGUGUGCUACUGCAUUGAGGGUCUGCAGUCCAUCUUUACAUUAGUCUUAGUUUCACACUGUUGAAAACCAGACCUGAAGCAACCACUCAUAUUUCCUGUUGUUCAGAAGGACUUGAAACAAGAAAGAACUAAAGUGCUGAGGGUGCUUCACUUUCUGUGGAUGGUUGUAACAGGAGUGGUCCAACAUAUUUAAUAUCUGGAAAGGCAGACUUGGUGUCAUUGAAUAUCAUUACAGUUCCUUCAUAUUGUAACCACAUGGAAGAAAACUGGCCAUUGCUAUCGAGGGAUUUUUGGCUUGGAGAUUGCUGUGUUUUCACUGACAAGUUAAAGUUCUUUGGCCAGCAAUUUGCAUUUAACCAAGUGCACUACAGGCAUUGACAAGGUUUUACUGCUGGGAAAUGUCUGUCCAUGCAGUUGACAGAAAAAUUUCAAAGACUGGAUGAGUGUAUUGGGAAUCCAGACUGUAAAAACUAGCUCCUGGGUCUUACCUCCGGGGGGGAGAAAAAGAGAUCUGGUUUGCUAAGGGGCUUUUAUUUAUGACUUGCAAGUAAAGUAAGCAGUGAGAAAGCUUGCAUGCCUUUAUACUUAUGUUUAAAAAGUAACAUACACGGUAGAUUGAUAAUCGUCAACUACUAUUUUGAGUAUUAGUUUUUGUACACUUCAGUAUUGUAAAAUUAAGUUGUGUAUAGCUCAUCUUUUUUUUAAUAUAGGUUGUCAUUUAAUGUCUCAUCGUUCUGAAUUCAUAUACAGCUCAUGGUGUUAAUCCAUCUCCUACAAGGACAGUGAUGUUGAGCGGCAAUGACAAGUUAAUCUAAAUACACUUCAUGAUUACAAUUAUAAAUUAACAAGUUUGUACAGCUGAAUGAGCUACUUGAUUCUUGCCAUUUUAGUAAGAAUAUAAGAGAUUCAGAAAAUUGGAUAUGGAAUAAAUGCAAAAAAAAAACUUGGAUCGCCUCAUCAUGGACCAUUAUACUGGUUUUGGGAAGAUUUUGAGGUAAGAGGUAUGACUUUAGUUUAACACAAUAUUUUGCAAGUUAGGUUUUAAAAAGCUCUUUCCAGGGAAGAACAAGACCACUGAAAUUUUUUUUUUCCAUAUUCAGCAUGAAUUAAAUCUAUUGUGGUUUUAGAUUUAAGAAAAUGCACAUUUUUAUCUGCAUUUGACAAGUUGCAUAUUUUGAGUUUUAAAAUAGCUGAUUUUUGUUCAAAGUUGCACAGUCUCAUUCUUAAUAAUUGAAGCAGCAUUUAACUUUAUUUCUAUAGCUGGAGGUGCAAUAGUACCAUGGAGUAAAUAAGUAAAAUAUUAUGCGUACUGUUUUGAGAAGGACGAUUUAAGAUGAUUUUUACAUUCUUAAAUAAUUGGGUCAGGGCUUAUAUGUUCAUCCAAGUCGGAAGACUUUGGACUUUAGCCCCACUCUGGCAAGGGAAGCCAAUGAUCCAGGCUAGUGAGGAAGUGCUGCGGUUUUUGAUGUAUCUAUUUUAAGAAACGUUUAAACAAGUCAUUGGCUGCCCUCUUGGACAUUCAAGGGCCCCGGGUACUAUAAUUGGAGAGCAGGGGGGUAUUUUUUUCCUGAUUUAUUUUUUUUGGUAAACGUUCAUUCUUUAACCACAGAUCAGUGUAACUGGCCAUUUACAUUAGUUUGUGGAAUCCUGUGGUUAG